CUUUCACGUUUCACCCAACGAAAACAUGACGUCUCUUACAGAGUUACAGUAACGGUGCUGGUGCGGUGCAACUCGUGCGCCGGCGGCUCAACAUUGUCUGCCGUAAGGUAACUUAGGUCGUUGGAGGUGCUUACCGGCACUAUUUCCUGCCUCGGCCUCCGAAUACGAGCAGCCUACCUCAAUACUUCCCAUACCUUAGUAGCUGCACGCGGGGUUUCCCAACCAUCUUGUCUCGGAGAAGAAUGUGUGGCCUGUUCCUAAUACCUUAAUGCUCCUACUGGCUUAGAAGCUCUCCCCAUCGGAUACCAAGCUUCCCAAGCCACCAAAAACAGCUGUCCAUUUCUGGUCAAUUCCAAGUGCCAAUCCAUCUCAUUUGAGGAAUCAACCAAAUUUACACCAGUCCUCCACAUUAUAUCGUAAUUGACUUCAUUUUGCAAUUGCUUUGCAUCUUAUUAGUCCUCCAUCUAUCGACGACAAUAUGGCUGCUGCAGUGGACACCUCCAACACGGAGCUCAGCAAGCAAUAUGACACCCCAAUGGGUCUGGCUCACUCAACUAUGCAGGCUCUCAAGGACAGAAUCAAGCUUCACUAUGACCUCGCGAGUGACUACUAUCUGAGCCUUUGGGGUGAACACAUCCAUCACGGCUACUGGGAAGACGGCUCCGAAACAAAGGAACAGGCCCAGGUGAAGCUCAUCCAGCUCCUCCUCCAGCUCUCCGGCGUCGGCGAGAACAGCAACGUUCUCGACGUCGGCUGCGGCAUCGGCGGCACCUCCCGCUACCUCGCCUCCACCCUCGGCUGCUCCGUCACGGGCAUCACCAUCUCCACCAAGCAGGUCGAGAUCGCCAACAGGCUCACAAAGGCCGAGGCGGAAAAGCAGGCAUCUUCAGAGUCAUCUGACAAGGCAAAAGAAAUCGAAGCCGACGCCGAUGGCUUCGUCUCGCUCGGCCGCGGCAGGAUCCGCUUCAUCGAGCUCGACGCCGAAAAGAUGGGCGACUUUUUCGCCGGGCAGAGCGCUUCGUUCGACGCCGUGUGGAUCAGCGAGGCGCUGAGCCAUUUCCCCAACAAGGCGCUCUUCUUUGAGAACGCGUUCAAAGUCCUCAAGCCCGGCGGGAAGCUGGCACUGGCGGAUUGGUUCAAGGCGGAGAAUGUCACAGAGACGGAGUUUGCGAACGAUCUCAAGCCGAUUGAAGGUAUGUUGGGCUCUACAUGUGACCUUCUAGGGAGAUGUGGCAAGAAAGAAAUUGAAUGUUGACUGGCUCCAUUAUCAGACGGUAUGCUUCUCCCGCCGCUUUGCACUCAGCAGGGCUACGUCGAUUUUGCAAAGGGCGCCGGGCUUUCCUUGCUCGCGGGCCCAAAGGAUAUCAGCAAGGAAGUGAGCAGAACUUGGGACAUCACAUGGACUCUGGUU
Molecule: messenger RNA, 1411 nt
Organism: Colletotrichum acutatum
Lineage: Eukaryota; Fungi; Ascomycota; Sordariomycetes; Glomerellales; Glomerellaceae
Product: S-adenosyl-L-methionine-dependent methyltransferase
Exons: 3
Coding region: 479-1255 (258 amino acids)
Biological process (GO): methylation
Molecular function (GO): methyltransferase activity
Source: RefSeq, a predicted model, not a curated record